Aureobasidium namibiae CBS 147.97 is the source of this 987-nucleotide messenger RNA. RefSeq lists its product as uncharacterized. The transcript is spliced from 2 exons. Lineage: Eukaryota; Fungi; Ascomycota; Dothideomycetes; Dothideales; Saccotheciaceae. The record is from RefSeq and is a predicted model, not a curated record. Gene Ontology annotation, molecular function: antiporter activity. Gene Ontology annotation, cellular component: Golgi apparatus. Bases 1 to 987 code for a protein of 328 amino acids.
AUGGAGAAUCAGGAAACCGAUGAGCUGCUAGAUGAGAAGGAGCACCUCGACGAGGAAGGUCGAGAUAUGCCUGCUCCAGCAAAGAAGCCAUCGAAAUUGCUGGUCUGGAUUGCCAUCAACAUCAUCGCCACGACCGCCAUUGUCUUCAUCAACAAAUCCAUCUUCGACGACCCUUCCUUCCGUGGUGCUCAAGUCUCGUUCGCAACAUUCCACUUCCUCGUCACGUUCGCGACCCUACACACUGUGUCUUCGAGACGAUUCGGCUUCUUCGAUCGGAAGCGGGCUGCGCUACGAGAUAUCCUUCCGCUGGCUGCGGCCAUGUGCCUGAACGUCAUCCUCCCGAAUCUCUCUCUCGCCUACUCAUCCAUCACCUUCUACCAAACCGCCAGAGUGUUGCUAACACCCAUUACUGCAUUCCUCAACUAUGUUCUAUACCAAAAGAGCAUUCCGAGGCAAGCUGUAUGCGCGCUGGUCCCUGUCUGCGCUGGCGUGGCCAUGGUGACCUACUUCGAUGUCCGACCCGGAGCCACGAGCAAAGGAACAAGCUUCUAUGGUGUAAUAUUCGCCAUGAGUGGCGUUCUCAUGAGCGGCAUCUACACCUGCUGGAUUGGCCAUUACCACCAGAAGCUACAGAUGACGAGUCUACAACUUCUCCACAACCAGUCCUUGAUCGGAGGCAUGUUGCUCAUAUACCUGAUACCAUUCGUGGACACCCUUCCAGUCUUCAGCGAGGUACCUCUCCACCGAUGGAUGAUGAUCAUGAUGAGUGGUCUUUGCGCAUGUCUGCUCAACCUUUCUCAAUUUGCUAUCAUCGCUGGAGCGGGUCCGGUUGCCAGCACAGUGGUGGGACACUCCAAGACUGUCACCAUCGUCACUCUGGGCUGGAUCUGGACAGGCAGUGUUAUCAGUGGUUACAGCAUCCUCGGUGUCGUGAUAGCGAUGGCUGGUGUGAUCUGUUACUCGACGGCAACUAUGAGAAAAGCCUGA